AUGCAACUUCAAGUCUCCCAUUGGAAUAAAAUAAAUUUGCAACAAAUUGCAAUUUUAUUGGCUGAUUUAAUGUAUCAGAAAAAUGAAGGAGAAGAGGCUAUGAAACACUUUGCACAAUUAUUGGAAAGAAAUCCAAGUCAUUAUCAUGCCUUAGCCCGUUAUAUUGAAUUAUGUUGGCGUCGGGGAAAUAUUGAAUUAGGUGAAAAAAUGUUGAGGAAUGCUUUAGAAAGCAAUCCUAGAGCUACAGUGGAUGCUGGAUUUAAUUUUUGUAAAGGCCUUAUUGAAUGGUAUACAGGAGAACCAAAUUCAGCACUUCAAGCAUUUAACCGUGCUCGCCGUGAUUUGGAAUGGGGAGAGAGAGCAUUGUAUAAUAUGAUUGAAAUUUGUUUAAAUCCGGAUAAUGAAAUUAUGGGAACAGAAAAUAAUGAACAUCAAUUAACUGUGGAAGAGGCAAAUGAAGCUAAUGAAUCUUAUAGAGCAGCAGACCGGUUUUUCCACGAAUUGAGACAUAAAUCUAUGUUGGAUAGAAGAUAUAAACUUAUUGAGAAUUUUAUUCUUUUGGCUAGUCCAAAUAGAUCGAAUAUACAGAGAGCUUUAAAUAAUUUUUUGGAAAUGGCCAAAACUGAUGGAACACAAGAAAGUGAAGCAAAUGUUAGCGCCGGUGCAAUCCUUGGAUCAGCUAGAGCUAUGUUAAUGAUGAAACAAACACAAAAAGCUAAAUUACAAUUAAAAAGAGUUUUAACCCAUGCUUGGAGUUUGGAAGAGGCUGAUUAUUUACAGCAAUGUUGGCUUUUAUUAAUUGAUAUUUAUAUAAAUCAAGGAAAGAAUGAACAAGCGAGUAAUGUACUCAGAACUGUUUUACAACAUAAUUCAAGUUGUAGUAAAGCUUAUGAAUAUAUGGGAUUUAUUUGUGAAAAAGAACAAAAAUAUUUUGAUGCCGCGGCUAAUUAUGAGGCUGCUUGGAAUGUUUGUAAAAGGCGUAACCCUGGAAUAGGUUACAAACUUGCAUAUAAUUACUUUAAGUGUCGAAGACUGAUUGAAUGUAUAGAAGUCUGUCAUGCAGUAUUAAAACGUUAUCCAACUUAUCCAAAAAUUAAAAAAGAAAUUUUGGACAAGGCUAGAGCAAAUAUAAGAAUGUGA
Molecule: messenger RNA, 1140 nt
Organism: Meloidogyne enterolobii
Lineage: Eukaryota; Metazoa; Nematoda; Chromadorea; Rhabditida; Meloidogynidae
Source: the annotation of a GenBank genome assembly